CAUUUGAGAGGUUAAGAGGCCGAAUAGCACGCCAUUUUCUUCACUCAAAGAAGACGACUCGGGUCUCCGUUACAGAUUGUCACCGGAAAAACCAGAAAAUGGCUAAAUCCGGCCAGAUUUCCGGGCAUAUCUCUCUGCUAUUUAUCCUCCUCUCUCUCUUCUCCUUUUCUGUGUGCAUUGUUCUCUCAGAAACCGACACUGAGCUCAUCUCUGCCCUUGUCUCUCUUCGAGACCGAUCCCCUUCAGGUGUCAUCCACCUCGACGACCACUCUCUCCGCCGCUUCCUAAACCCAUCUUCUUCUCGCCCUUUCUCUAUCUUCCUCUUCUUCGACGCUCUGCAACUCCAUGAUCGAUCAGAGCUCCACCUCCCUGAUCUUAAACAAGAGUUCAAACUCGUAUCAGCUGCCUUUGCUCGCCAUCACAAAGGCAAGCCAUCUGAAACCAAGGUCUUUUUUUGCACUAUAGAAUUCAAGGAGUCUCAGUCUACCUUUGGGUUAUUUGGGGUCAAUUCCUUACCCCAUGUUCGAUACAUUGGCCCCAAUGAAAACCCUAAAACCUCGGAAGCCAUGGACCAGAGCGAGUUUGCUCGAAUGUCCGAUGGCAUGGCUGCUUUUGUUCAUUCGAAAACUAGGCUCGAAGUGGGGCAUAUCGAUCGACCCCCCAUGGUCUCGAAGAAGCAGAUCAUGUUUCUCUGUCUAGUUUUUCUUCUCUCUGCUCCUUUCGCCAUCAAGAAGGUUUUGGCUGGAGAAACCCCUCUACAUGAGCCCAAGGUCUGGUUAGGGUUUGCAGUAUUCGUGUAUUUUUUCAGUGUUUCAGGGGCUAUGCACAAUAUAAUCAGAAAGAUGCCUAUGUUUAUAGCUGAUAGAAACGAUCCGUCGAAGCUUGUGUUCUUUUAUCAUGGUUCAGGAAUGCAGCUUGGAGCUGAGGGAUUUGCUGUUGGGUUUUUGUACACCAUUGUGGGACUGAUGCUUGCCUUUGUUACACAUCUCCUGGUGUAUGUUAAGAAUAAAAGUGUUCAGAAGGGGUUCAUGUUUGUUGCCAUUCUGGUUUCAUUUUGGGCUGUGAAGAAGGUCAUUUAUUUGGAUAAUUGGAAGACUGGGUAUGGCGUGCAUGCAUUUUGGCCUUCAGGUUGGUGAAUUGAUUGGAAAUGGGUGGCGUUCAAAGUUUUAAAUUCUCUUUUUGCUUAUGCAUCUUUUAUCUGGUAACGAGCCAUCUGGAAUUGCGAUUUAGAAGUGAAGCUGAAACUCUUGAUACUGUAGAAUUAGAAGGAUAGUAUUUUCUGUCUGAAAGUGUCAUCCUUUGUUGUUGACUCAAUGGGUAUCGUACUGAAAGAAAUUUUAGAUAUGGGGUAAUUACUGGGAGACAUGGAAAUUCCAAACAAUGCAAACAAAUUUACUAUAUAUUUUUUGGUUUUCAUGUUUGAAUUGGUGUUUGAGACUCUUUUUUCUAGCUGAUUACAGUAGUAAUUUUUUUUUUUUUUUAUGCUGUUAGCUGGAUUACAGUAGUAUCUUUUACACUUUACCGAGGCAGGGAAUAUACUCUGUAUGUUUGUCUUGAGAAACAUCAAUCAUUGUUUGCUUCCCAGCUUUUGAUAUGUUUCAAUUAAUAAAAGUUCCGCACUUGGGCAUUGCCUUACUUUCAUA
Amborella trichopoda is the source of this 1643-nucleotide messenger RNA. RefSeq names its product Oligosaccharyltransferase complex/magnesium transporter family protein. The record is from RefSeq and is a predicted model, not a curated record. Gene Ontology annotation, cellular component: oligosaccharyltransferase complex. Lineage: Eukaryota; Viridiplantae; Streptophyta; Magnoliopsida; Amborellales; Amborellaceae.